This is a messenger RNA of Emiliania huxleyi CCMP1516, 261 nucleotides long. RefSeq lists its product as hypothetical. Lineage: Eukaryota; Haptophyta; Isochrysidales; Noelaerhabdaceae. Bases 1 to 261 code for a protein of 86 amino acids. The transcript is spliced from 2 exons. Gene Ontology annotation, molecular function: cation binding. The record is from RefSeq and is a predicted model, not a curated record.
AUGCCAGUACUCCCGCGCAGACUAGAGGCCACCAAGCAGACGGAGGCCGCAUGGCACACCUCCGAGGAGCGUCGCCGCGUCGUCAUGGCCUGGGCCCACUCGGGCAUGCAAGGGUGGCGGCCGACCAUGGAGGACGACACCGUCGCCGAGUGCCUCGACCCGUCGGGCGGCACGUUUGUCUUUGCAGUGUUUGACGGGCACGGCGGCGACUACUGCUCGCGCACGGCAGCGGGAGCGGCAGCGAGAGGACGCCGCCUCUAG